GAAAAAGAAAAAGAAAAGAGGAGUCCAUAUAACGUUUGUCAUCUCCAAAAAGAAGACAGAAGAGAAUCAGACAAAGCAUUUCGGAGUUGUGACCCGCCCGUGACUCUAAAAUUAAAAUCAAAAUCACCACGUUCUGAGGGAAAGCCCUUUGUCCAAUCGGGCGGCAUAUAUACAUAGAAUAACUGAAACAGCCGCCGCCGUCAAACUCGUUGCCAACCCCUGCAAUUCUUCCUGUAAUUGCAUCGACCGAUCCAAAAUGGAGGUUCUAGGAUUGGUUCCGGCCAAAACGCUCCCUCUCCGGCCUAAAUUGCCCAACGUUCCUGCGUUAACCGGCAAAGAAGCAGCCGUCCACAAUGGUUUUCCUACAUUUAAAAAGAAAAAGAGGAACAAUGAUCAUUUCAAGGCAGGUUGUGCAAUAUACGCCGUCUCAAACCCGACCCUUGAUAAUAGAUUGACGGAAGUCCCUGCGCCGGCGGCUGCUGUUGUCCCAUCCGAGCCGUUCUUGACCGUGUCACCCAGCACCCUGCAGUGCAAGCCGGGAUUUCUGAUACCGAAUCCUUGGUUGAACCUGGAGAAUGGGGCGGUUGGAGAAAAUGGUGCCUUGAGUUCCACGGAGUACUUGAGGAAAAUUUUGAUGUCCAAGGUGUACGACGUUGCCAGAGAGUCUGAGUUGGAGCUCGCUACUAAGCUUUCGAAGAGGAUGGGCGUCAAUAUUUGGCUCAAACGUGAAGAUCUCCAACCGGUCUUCUCUUUUAAACUUCGAGGAGCCUAUAAUAUGAUGGCCAAACUUCCCAAGGAGCAGCUAGAAAGAGGGGUCAUUUGUUCUUCAGCUGGAAAUCACGCUCAAGGAGUUGCCUUAGCUGCUAAAAAGCUUGGCUGCAAUGCUGUUAUUGCAAUGCCUGUUACUACACCAGAGAUCAAGUGGAUGUCAGUUGAGCGGUUGGGUGGGAAUGUUGUCCUGGUGGGAGAUUCAUAUGAUGAGGCUCAAGCGUAUGCCAAAAAUAGAGCCCUAGAAGAAGGCCGGACAUUUAUACCCCCAUUUGAUCACCCAGAUGUUAUCAGCGGGCAAGGAACAGUAGGAAUGGAAAUUUUACGCCAAAUGAAGGAUAUUGAGGGCCUGCAUGCAGUUUUUGUACCCGUGGGGGGUGGGGGGCUAAUAGCUGGUAUUGCUGCCUACCUGAAAAGUGUAUCCCCAGAGAUAAAAAUCAUCGGAGUGGAGCCUUUUGAUGCAAAUGCCAUGGCCUUGUCAUUGUACCAUGGUCGAAGAGUAGUGCUUGACCAAGUUGGAGGUUUUGCAGAUGGUGUAGCUGUCAAAAUGGUUGGUGAAGAGACCUUCAGAUUGUGUAAGGACUUGAUAGAUGGUGUAGUUCUUGUUAGUCGGGAUGCUAUAUGUGCAUCGAUAAAGGACAUGUUUGAAGAGAAAAGGAACAUUUUAGAACCAGCAGGUGCUCUUGCACUUGCAGGGGCGGAAGCGUAUUGCCAAUAUUACGGCUUGCAUGGAGAAAAUGUUGUGGCAAUAACUAGCGGUGCCAACAUGAAUUUUGACAGACUCAGAUUAGUUACUGAACUAGCAAAUGUUGGUCGACAGAAGGAGGCUGUGCUGGCAACAUUCAUGCCAGAGGAGCCAGGCAGCUUUAAGAGAUUUAGUGAACUGGUGGGAGAUAUGAAUAUUACAGAAUUCAAGUAUAGAUAUAACUCAGAGAAAGAAAAAGCUCAAGUAUUAUACAGUGUUGGCCUUCACACAAAAGCUGAACUGGAAACAAUGAUAGCCAGAAUGAAAUCAUCAGAGCUAGAGACCUUGGAUUUGACUGAUAAUGACUUGGUUAAAGAUCAUCUUCGAUAUUUGUCCGGAGGACGUUCACAUCUUCAGAAUGAGGUUCUUUGCCGAUUUGUAUUCCCUGAGAGACCAGGCGCUUUGAUGAAAUUCUUGGAUGUUUUUAGUCCACGGUGGAACAUAAGUUUGUUUCAUUACCGAGCUCAGGUUGCAAUCUUCGAAGAUUUGUUAAUAAAUUCAUUAUGUUCAUGAGCAUGAUAGUUUAUUGUUUCGGAAGCUUUUAAGCUUCAACUGGUCACUGAUAGCUUUUAUCUUUUGUGGGACUCACCGGGGAUUAGAUUCAAUUGAUUAUUGUUCUGUUUGGGAAUAUAUGUCAGGAAGCUAACAUUUCCCCCCCUUUCUAUGUUUUUCUUGUCUUCUUAAGGGAGAAACUGGUGCAAAUGUGUUGGUUGGUAUUCAAGUUCCAAGAAGUGAGAUGGAUGAAUUCCGGUAUCGAGCCGAUAAACUGGGUUACGAGUACACCGUGGAGGAGAAUAACAAAGCUUUCAAGCUUUUAAUGCACUGAUAUCUACCACUGCCUUGGUUGUAGCUUGUAAGACGAAGUCUGUUGCUUGGCUUUCCAAGGUUAAUUUCUUCACUGCUGGAGGAUAAACACAAACCUGAAAUCAACAUUGUGCGUGAUCCAUGGAUCGUGAAAUGUUAGUGAGGAGGAAACUCCUCUUUGCUGCCAUUUCACGAUCCAAGAAUCACAUACUAUUGCGACUUCAUUUAGGCUUGUGUUUGUUCUCCGAGUGAAGCAAUGCCCUGCUGGGAAUUCAUCAACCCUCGUGGAUUCACCCUGGAUUUGGAAUUUGUUUGCUUUUGGAUUUGUACAUAUCUGACUAAUCAGUUUCUCGAUGUGUUCUUAAGAGUUUUGGGUCGAAUGGACACUUAUCUUUCUCUCUCAUCUGAUUAGUUUGCUGUUAAGGCCUUAAGAGGAAUGUGGGAUUAUUGAGUUUUGGUCCUUUUGGAGGGUGGGGAUUUUGAUUGAACCAGUAGGAUUCUCCAUUUUAAGAAGUGGAGUUGAUGCCGGCUUACGAUCUUAUUCAAACCUUUUGUAAUUUCUUCAAAUUACAUCUCUUUUUGGUUCUUAGGUUUCAAUUUUUUUGUCCGGAUUGAUUUUUCCUGCUUCCUAGGUAGCAAGAAAUCACUUCAUAUACCAUCAGCAUUAACCAGUCUUCUAUGUUUCUUUUUUAAUAGAAUUGUAAUCAAACUAUUUUGUGCGGAUUUUAUACUCAAACAAA
This is a messenger RNA of Oldenlandia corymbosa var. corymbosa, 3057 nucleotides long. The record is from the annotation of a GenBank genome assembly. NCBI's taxonomy places the organism in Eukaryota, Viridiplantae, Streptophyta, Magnoliopsida, Gentianales, Rubiaceae.